Pectinophora gossypiella (pink bollworm) is the source of this 4254-nucleotide messenger RNA. RefSeq names its product transcription termination factor 2 (gene lds). The coding region runs from base 82 to 3888 and encodes 1268 amino acids. The transcript has 20 exons. Lineage: Eukaryota; Metazoa; Arthropoda; Insecta; Lepidoptera; Gelechiidae. Gene Ontology annotation, molecular function: ATP binding; ATP-dependent chromatin remodeler activity. The record is from RefSeq and is a predicted model, not a curated record.
CUGUUUUGUUUUGAAUUCCCUAUAAUACGCGUUUUAUUUUGUAAUAAUUUGAAUUUAUUAAUUUAUACGAGAGUAUAUAAAAUGGAGAGUUCAUUUUUCGAGUAUCGGGACAAGACUGGUCUAGGGAGUGACUCGGACAGUGAAUUUAUUGACAAUAGCUUAGUGGCUGAUCAGUCUUUCACUCCUAGAAGAACACCAGCAGUAAAGAACCAGACUGUUUUCGUGGCGGAGUCCGCGGAGUCGGGCUCUGAUGAUGGCAGUGAAGAAGAAGACGUACCAGGUGUACCAAAAUUUACAGUCAAGAAAAGUAGCAGGGCUCGACCACAAGUUAUUUCCAGCAGUGAUGAUGACACAAGCAGGAGUAAUAGCAUCAGAAGAUCUUCACAGUUGGAGGUGUCAGCCAAUAAUGUUGUGCUGAGCUCCUCUGAGGAAGAGGAAGCCUCACCAGAAAUCCUUCCGAAAAGGCGACCGCCGAUGCGGCCGAAGUCUUCAGAAUCCGACACCUCCAUUAUUGGACGGAAGAAAAACAAGCGCAUGAUGCUAUUAGACUCAGACACCGAAAAUUCUAUAAUCAUAGAACACGAUAAGCAUAAAAAAAUGACAUGUCUCAAAGAUACACCUUUGAAGAUUGAUGGUGGCAAAACCGAUAUAUGUAAGAAGUUACAUAAUGUUAGCAUUAUGGAUCAGAGCGAGGAUAGUGACGCAAGUGAUGACGAAAAAGCUAAAAGUGAUGACGCAAAAGAUGACAGUGGUGACGAAGGCCAAAGUGAUGACGAUAAAGAUAAUACUGAUGACGAAAGUAGCCAAAGUGAGGAAGAAGUAAACCAUAGCAGAGAUUUGCAAGACAAUAAAAGUAAAGAAACUAAAACUACUGAUGUAGCCGUGCAAAGUAAUGACCCAAAGGUCCAAAGUGAAGAGGAAAAGGAACAAAGUGAUGACGACGUGGAAACUGAUGACGCUGGGGAUCAAACUGAUGAUGAUGACGGGCCUGAUGAAGACCAAAUGGUGAUGUCGCGGGCGACGAGAAUGAGUAUCAUGGGUGUUAUACCUAAAGGGGAUGAUGACAGCGACGAUUCUGACUUCAUACAGUCAGAUGAGAAAUCCCACGACAGCGGUUCAGCAAACAGCACAACCUCGCUGGGAGACGUAUCAACCGCCUUACAGACACCGCAGAAGGACAAAAACUCCUCCACUAUCUCCUGCUCACCCUUCACGAGCCCUCUUCACGACAUCACCAACGACACACGCCUCGACCAUUCAUACGAGAAAAAAAAUAAACAAAAUGACUUAAAAAACAAAGUACUGUCGAAUCUGAUAGCAGCGAAAAAAAGUAUGAAAACAUAUGAUGAUGAUGUGACGUUUAUAUCAACCAGUUACGUGAGGGAUUCUGUGACGUCAUCUAAGGAGAAUGAGAGGGUGAUAGAUGAUGACGUCACGAUUAUUGACACCAAGCCGGAGAUCAUAGCGCUGAGCAGCGACGACGAGGAUGACCUGAAGCCCGACAAAAAAUCACCGUCACUGAAAAAGUCGCCAUCCAUCAAGAAGUCUCCAUCAACAAGGAAGUCACCGAAGGCCGAGGAGUCCACGUCCAGAAACGACGGGACCAUGAGGCCGUACCUGGUGCCGCCCAGCUACCCCAACCAAGUGGUGUACGUCAGGAAACAUGUCAGGGAGAAUGAACUGACCAAGCUGAACGGGCUUAAAGAAGACCUGCAGAAUAUUAAGUAUCUCCUGGAAAAUAUGGACAUGGAGACUUUACCAGACGGCGGCGCGCGACUGAUAGAUCGACUGACGGGAUUGGAGCGAGCCGUGCGCGAACAGGGAGACAAGGUCGCCAACAUGGUAGUCGAGCCAGAGAAUCCGUCCAUGGAGGAGAUGUCCCGUGAUGGGCUCAACCGGGAGGGUCUGAGCUGGGAAGAGUUGCAGCAAGCCAGCAACCAGGUGCAGCCGCGCCUCUUCGGCAAGCAGGCGAUGGCGACGCACAUGGCGGAGCGCAACCUGAUCCUGGAGCGGCUGCGCGACCUGCACGAGUCGCUGGCGUCGCGGCCGGGGGAGGGGGCGCAGGCGCAGCCGCCGCGCGGCCUGCGCUCGGCGCUCAUGCCGCACCAGCUGCACGCGCUGGCCUGGCUGCGCUGGCGGGAGACGCAGCGGCCCGCCGGCGGGAUCCUCGCGGACGACAUGGGCCUGGGCAAGACGAUCACGAUGAUCUCCCUGAUCGUCAGCGACAAGGAGUCGCGCGCCGGGGAGGACGACGAGGACGACUACGACGGCAAGAGUACUGGCAAGUUGGCGCGCGGCGGCACGCUGGUGGUGUGCCCGGCGUCGCUGAUGCAGCAGUGGGGCGGCGAGGUGGGCAAGCACUGCGUGCCGCACGCGGCCUCCGUGUGCCUGCACCACGGCGCCGCGCGCGCCACGCAGCCGCACCGCCUGGCCGCGCACGACCUCGUGCUCACUACCUACAACAUCCUGCAGAGGGACAACGAGAAGAACGGCGUCCUAAUGAAGGUGCUCUGGCGCCGCGUGAUUCUGGACGAAGCCCACAUCGUCCGCAACCACAAGUCCGCGACGUCGGCCGCCGUGACGGCGCUGCGCGGCAAGAGGCGCUGGACCCUCACCGGCACGCCGGUACAGAACAAGGACCUGGAUUUGUUCGCCCUCCUCAAAUUUCUCCGGUGCACGCCGUUUGACGAUCUUACCAUGUGGAAGAAGUGGAUCGACAACAAGAGCAUGGGCGGCCAGGAGCGGCUCAGCACGAUCAUGCGCUGCAUCCUGCUCCGGCGCACCAAACUGCAGCUGCAGCAGAAAGGUCAGCUGGACUGCCUGCCCGAGCGCACUGCGCACCUCAAAGAGGUCACGCUCACCAAGGACGAGAUGAACGUCUAUCAGAAGGUGCUGGUGUUCUCCAAGACGCUGUUCGCGCAGUUCCUGCACCAGCGCGCGGAGAAGGCGGCUGACUCCUUAGGAGCCCCUCCCCCUAACGUGGACUCAGCCUACGCCAAGAUGCACAAGAAGAUGAUCGCGCUACAGGGGGCAAAACCAGUAAAGUCCCACGAGAUCUUAGUGCUGCUACUGCGCCUGCGUCAAGUGUGCUGCCACUGCGGGCUGAUAGCGGCCAUGUUGGACGAGGACACCGCCAGCGACGCCAUCGCGCCCGACGAGGGUGGGCAGGACCUCCUGGCUGAACUCAACAAGCUGUCGCUAGAAGACUCGCGCAGCAAGAGGAAGAGCGGCGGCAAGCGUGAGGAGGAACAGGAGGAAGAGGAGGGCCCAGAGCAGGAAGGCACCACGGUCGCGGAGGCCAUCCGCUCCGUGCUGUCCCCCAACAACCCGGUGUUCGCCCUCAGCCGGCAGUCCUCCAAGAUACGGGCCGUCAUGGACUGCCUGCACCAGAACGUGUUCGUACACAAAGAUCACAAAGCAGUAGUGGUGUCGCAAUGGACGUCGGUACUCCGGCUGGUGGAGAAGGAAUUACAUGCGGCGGGGGUGAAGAGUGUGACGCUCAGCGGGAACGUGCCCGUGCCGGCGCGGCCGCCGCUCAUUGACAAACUCAACGACCCCAAAAGUGACGUGCGCGUGAUGCUGCUGUCGCUGUGCGCGGGCGGCGUGGGGCUGAACCUGUGCGGCGCCAACCACCUGCUGCUGCUGGACCCGCACUGGAACCCGCAGCUGGAGGAGCAGGCGCAGGACCGCAUCUACCGCGUCGGCCAGGCCAAGCCCGUGCACAUAUACAGAUUCAUGUGCGUGGAAACAGUGGAGCAGAGUAUCCGGAAGCUGCAGCAAGCCAAGCUCGAGCUGGCGGAGAACGUGCUCACCGGAGCACGGAACACCAACGCCAGCAAGCUUACCAUCGAGGACCUUAAAGUGCUGUUUAAUAUGGGACAGCAGUGACGUGUUUAAAUGAUUUAUAAAAUAUUUUUUAAAGUCACACAGAGGCCGUGUGCGUUCUAGAGGCGGGGGUUUUUGUAAUAUUCUAAAUUUGUAUGUAGAUUCGUAUUUAAAAAAAAAAAACAGUUCCCGCUCCUGAGUGCUUCUAGUAACGCCUCUGUGUAUGGAGACUUAUAAAUGUAUGAAUGGGUGUAUAUUCUUUAGUGUAAACUUAUAAAGUUCCGUCUAAACACUAAAUGCACGAGUAGGAAUUUACGUGUUGCUUCGGUAAUUUGCACAAGCAGAAAUUUAUGUCUUACUCCGCCUACAAUACGGUCACGAGCAUUAAUAUGUAUACACUUUGGUACCAUGUCACAUUAACUUUUUUGA